Symbiodinium sp. CCMP2456 is the source of this 417-nucleotide messenger RNA. NCBI's taxonomy places the organism in Eukaryota, Dinophyceae, Suessiales, Symbiodiniaceae. The record is from the annotation of a GenBank genome assembly.
AUGGCGAUGCCCGAGGAGAAAAUGACGUGGGCACAGUCCCUGAAUCGCUGCUUCCGCCGAUGCGGACUCGGUGAGCAGCGCCUAACUACGCUGCUGUAUGGUGUGUUGAACGUGCUCGUCUUCUUCAUUGGCUUUGUCUCCAAUCUUAAUGGAGGCUUCCAGGGCUCUUGGGCAUAUCCGAGCCUUGGCAAGCAUGAACUUUGCAAUGCUGGUGCUGCCCACUUUGAAGAGCUUGCAAACGGCUACAAGGAUCCGAUCAACUUCCACAUUGUCAUCGCCGGCUUCACAUUUCUGGGGGCUGCCAUCCACAUUGGAGCUCACUGCGUGCACGCAUACUCCAUCAAAGUGGCCCCACUGAUGCAAUUGGACCCCCUGCACCUGUGGAAGCUGAGCGCCGAGGAGACGUUGCAGCCAUAG